CCUUUCCCAUAUCUCCCCUCCUCCUCCAAAAGUCAGCGCCUCUUUUGUCUUCUUCUUCUUCUUCUCUUUAGAAAAGUCAAGGCAUAAAGCAAAGACACAACAAUAUGGAGGAAGAUUGGGAUCUACAUGCGGUGGUCAGAAGCUGCGCCGCCGCUAACUCCACCACCACUACCACCACUAGUUCUAGCGGCAGCGCCACCAUUUCUUCUUGUAAAUUCCAACCAAGACUAGAUGAUAUUAACUCUUUUUGCUUUCAAGAUCUGUCCUUUGACCCAAGAUUUACAACACAAAAUACUGCUUUUGAAGAGUUGCAUGAGCUCUGCAAGCCUUUCUUUAACGGAUCUCCGUUACAAAAAUCGCCCUUAAUUUCACCACAGAGAUUAUUACAAGAUCUACCACAAAGACAGCAGCAACAACAACAGCUUAACCAACUAAAUACAAAACUAAUUCAGCCCAUCAAACGAUCCUUGUCAUCAGUAAAUGGUGCUACUUUACAUGCUCAAAGCCCGAGAAGCAAAAGAAGGAAGAACCAAAUGAAGAAAGUAUGUCAAGUAGCUGCUGAUGCUUUAUCUUCUGAUAAGUGGUCUUGGAGAAAAUAUGGGCAAAAACCCAUUAAAGGUUCCCCAUACCCAAGGGGAUAUUACAAAUGUAGCACUUCAAAAGGAUGUUUGGCCCGAAAACAAGUGGAGCGAAAUAGAUCCGACCCGAAUAUGUUCAUAAUCACAUAUACAGCUGAGCAUAAUCAUCCUAUGCUCACACACAGAAAUUCCUUAGCCGGAAUCAGCCGCCAUAACAAAGAGACGAACUCAAACAAAACCACUAGCUCAUCGCCGGUAUCUUCGCCGGCGACUAACUCGCCGGCGCCGGAAAAUCAAGAAAGCAGCAGGGACGAGAAAGAAGACAUUUUUGAAGACGAAAAUGAUGAUUUCUUUGAGGGUUUGGAAGAAUUGGAAAGUCCCGCUGCCGGAGAUAGCUUGCCGGAGAAUUUUCCGGGGACUUUGCAGUUUCCUUGGAUGACGAAUAACGCCGCAACUACGGCGGCUGGCGGUGGUUGACCCGGAAAAAUAUACGUGGCUAAAGUUCAUGAAAUUAUGCUUUUCUUCUCACUGACUUUUCUUUUUUAUUUGUAGUAUCUUUUUGUCCGUUAGAGAUAGGAGAUAGAAAGGAAAAGAGAGAAUCUUGAAAUCAUAAUAUGUCUUCUUUAUUGAUUUUUGUACGUGUAACGUAUAAUUCCCUCCCCAAUCAUCAUAGAGAUAGAAAAGGAAAAAGUGUUUGAUUUAA
Messenger RNA from Nicotiana tabacum (common tobacco), 1281 nucleotides. Its product is annotated as WRKY transcription factor 22-like. Gene Ontology annotation, biological process: regulation of DNA-templated transcription. NCBI's taxonomy places the organism in Eukaryota, Viridiplantae, Streptophyta, Magnoliopsida, Solanales, Solanaceae. The record is from RefSeq and is a predicted model, not a curated record. Gene Ontology annotation, cellular component: nucleus. Gene Ontology annotation, molecular function: transcription cis-regulatory region binding; DNA-binding transcription factor activity.